Miscanthus lutarioriparius is the source of this 288-nucleotide messenger RNA. The record is from the annotation of a GenBank genome assembly. Lineage: Eukaryota; Viridiplantae; Streptophyta; Magnoliopsida; Poales; Poaceae.
AUGGUGGAUGUGGAGGAGGUCGGGAGCAAGAUGCAAUCGCAGAUGCGCCUACACGCCGAGCCAGAGGACGACACUGCCGACCUCCCCCUGCCAGUCCUCUUUGACAGGGUGUCGCGGCUCCACGCCCUGGCCUCCAGCUCCGCCCUCGACCAGGACGGGAUCCGCACGGGGGUUGAUCUGCUGCGGUGCUGCGACGAGAUGGUUAGCAAGCUCGGCCUCUUCUCCGGCAACGAGACCAAGGAAGACGUCUCCACCGCAAACCUCAAGUAUCUACUGCUCACAACGUAA